UUUCUCGCUCUCGGCGUCUCAGAUCUCCCGUUGCUUCUCCUCGAGCCCGCCCGCCCGCCCGCCCUUCGCUCUUGUGCUCUCUGGAAUGGCUUACGAAGGCAUUCUUCUGGGGAUGGGGAAUCCCCUUCUUGACAUCUCCGCGGUCGUCGACGAGGAAUUCCUCGAAAAAUAUGAUGUCAAGUUGAACAAUGCAAUUCUUGCGGAGGAGAAGCAUUUGCCUAUGUAUGAUGAAUUAGCUACAAAGUACAACGUUGAAUACAUAGCUGGAGGGGCCACCCAGAAUUCGAUCAGGGUUGCUCAGUGGAUGCUUCAAACUCCCGGUGCAACUAGUUAUAUUGGUUGCAUUGGAAAGGACAAGUUUGGAGAGGAAAUGAAGAAAAAGGCAAAAGAUUCAGGUGUUAAUGGUCACUAUUAUGAAAAUGAGACUACUCCAACUGGCACGUGUGCUGUUUGUGUUGUUGGUGGUGAAAGGUCUCUUGUCGCCAACUUAUCUGCAGCAAAUUGCUAUAAGUCAGAACAUUUAAAGAAGCCUGAAAACUGGGCAUUAGUUGACAAGGCAAAAUAUGUUUACAUUGCUGGAUUUUUCCUAACGGUGUCUCCGGAGUCCAUUCAACUUGUAGCUGAGCAUGUUGCAGCAAAUAACAAGGUAUUUAUGAUGAACCUUUCUGCUACAUUUAUUUGUGAGUUCUUCCGGGACGUGCAGGAGAAAGCUUUAUUGUAUGUUGACUAUCUCUUUGGGAAUGAAACAGAAGCAAAGACCUUCGCAAAAGUUCGUGGUUGGGAGACUGAGAACGUUGAGGAGAUUGCUCUGAAGAUCUCUGCACUGCCCAAGGCAUCUGGGACACACAAGCGAAUUACUGUUAUCACCCAAGGUUGUGAUCCAGUCAUUGUUGCUGAUGAUGGAAAGGUGAAAAAGUUUCCUGUGAUUGUGUUACCAAAGGAGAAGCUGGUUGAUACUAAUGGUGCAGGUGAUGCAUUUGUUGGAGGUUUUCUGUCUCAGUUGGUCCAAGAGAAGAGUAUAGAAGACUGUGUAAGAGCUGGGUGUUAUGCAGCAAAUGUUAUAAUACAAAGGUCGGGCUGCACUUGCCCGGAGAAGCCUGAUUUUAAUUAGGUCGUUUUUGACUAUUCAUAGAUGAGUGUAUGCCAGAGGCAGACCAUCCUACUGUUUCCUUUCACGUCCUUAUAUCAUUUUUGGUUUAUUUUUGGGAGGCUUCUUGAUUGUGUACUGGUUUUCUUAUUUGCCAUCCCGGCGUGGCAGUGGCAGCAUGCUCUAAAUUAUCAGAGCAUCAGAUUUUUAUAGUCCUGGUGUAUUGCCCCAAGGAUUAGUAACCAUUUCAGUUUUCCAGUAAACAUCUUUCUCCAUGGAUCAUUGUACUGUUAAAAUAAUCAUUGAAAUCUAUAUUGGGGCUAGAAUCAUGGUCUUCGUAGAAA
Molecule: messenger RNA, 1431 nt
Organism: Elaeis guineensis (African oil palm)
Lineage: Eukaryota; Viridiplantae; Streptophyta; Magnoliopsida; Arecales; Arecaceae
Product: adenosine kinase 2
Biological process (GO): purine ribonucleoside salvage; purine nucleobase metabolic process
Cellular component (GO): cytosol; nucleus
Molecular function (GO): adenosine kinase activity
Source: RefSeq, a predicted model, not a curated record